This is a messenger RNA of Erythranthe guttata (spotted monkey flower), 920 nucleotides long. RefSeq names its product GSH-induced LITAF domain protein (gene GILP). Gene Ontology annotation, molecular function: zinc ion binding. The record is from RefSeq and is a predicted model, not a curated record. NCBI's taxonomy places the organism in Eukaryota, Viridiplantae, Streptophyta, Magnoliopsida, Lamiales, Phrymaceae.
UCCAUGGCGAGUCAGCUUCUUCUUCCUUCUCGAACUCACCCACAUAUUCAUACCAUACGCGUCAUUUUUCAGACCUAUACUUAUAAAGAAAAUUCUCAGUAAUUUCGCCUCUCUCUCUCUACAUAUAUUAAAGUUGAACUUUACGAUUAAUUUCAUUGAUUUUGUUGUUGAGAAUCUCAAGAAAUCUGUUUAAUAAACCCUAGCGAAAAAUUGGAAGAUCCAUGGAGAAAACAACGAAGAACGAGGAGCCUGCGAUCGGAAUCCCGUACAACUCGGCGUACCAUGCGUCGGCGCCGCAGCAGCAGCAGCAGCAGUACUACGUGGGACAAAACCCUUACCAAAGUGGCGCCAUCCCUCCAAACGCCGUCGUUGGACACCCCAAGGGCAUUCCCCUUCUUCAGACUAUUUACCGUGAUACCCCUGCCCCUUUUAACUGUCUUCACUGCGGCGGUUCCGGCAUCACCACCGUCAAGUCGAAACCGAGUUUAGCUGCUUUUGUGGGUUGUAUGAUGCCGAUGAUGCUCGGAGUCUGCUUUCUUUGCCCUUCGAUGGAUUGUCUAUGGCACAAAUAUCAUUAUUGUCCAAGCUGCAAUGAAAAGGUUGCUGAUUUUGAGAAGACUGAUGCUUGUGCGGUGAUGGAUCCUCCGUACUGGGUACAGCAGAGUUUUGCAUUGCCUGCUUGACGCCGUUUAUUGGUCGUAUGUUGUGAUUAUAUAUUCGGUGGUGAACAGAAAAAUAGAGAAUGUAAUUCUUAUAGAUAUUAUAUGCACGCACAUACAUACAUUAAGCUUUGAACCCAAGUUAUUGCAGAAUCUUAUGAACUGUUGCAUUAUAUAUGUAAUGAAGGUGAGUGAGCCGUGUUCUUGUAAUUUUGACCGAGUAUCGUAUUGGUUUGUGGUACCUAUUUCUUCGGGGGUUUC